AGUGACUUUGACACUAGAUUGAGCGAUUUUUCAGACUUUUUAGUGAUGUUCUUUUCAUGAAGCAACAGUGUCAAAGUCGCUAAGAUGGAGACACUGGAAAGGCAAAGCUUCCUUGUACCAGUGAAGACAGUAGUAGCAGAUCCAUCCAAUCGAACCAGUCCGGCUUUAGAUUGAGGAAGGACCGCCUACCUAAUUAAAAUAAGGACUGAGAAAUAAAUAAAUAAAUGUAGCAAUAAAUAAAUGAAUACAUAAAUAAAUGAACAAAUAAAUGAGGAAAUAAGUAAAUGCAUACAUAAAUAAAUCAUGAAAUGCAUGAAUAAAUAAAUACAUGUAAAAAUACAGAAAAUGUUAAGCAUUUAUUUAUAUAUUUAAUUAUCUAAUUCAGCAUUUAUUUAUAUAUUUAUUUAUAUGUCAUAUUUUUUCAUCCUUUAUUUAACAAGUGGUGGAAUGGAGAAGCACAUUUCACAAAUAUUAGACCUUUAAAUAGUAAACAUAAGUACAGUAUUUUUUAACUUGUACUACACCACAUAUCAAGGAAUACAUAUAUAUAUAUUGUAUGUAUUACUCAACUGCAUUUAUUUGACAUCUGUAGUUACUACUUACUUUGCAGGUUAAUAGUUUACACACAGUGUGGUUACAUACAGUCGCUCAAGCAGCUACAACAUUAAAAUCAAGGCCAGAACCAAGAUAAUCAGUCCCCUAACUAACCCUCCAUCUCAACCCACAACCAGGAACUAUUAUAAUGUUAGAUUUUACUGCUUUUAUUAAUAAAGUUAGCUGUUCAGUUAUAUUUUUUAUAAAUUAUAUUUUCCACUAUGAAGGUCUAGAUACUGUGUCAAAGUAUUCUCCACACGACCAGGAAUAAAAUUCUAGUGGAGAAAUACUGAAUCAAAUAUUUGUUGAUUCAUGUUCAAAAGUUCAGUUUAUAUAUAAUGUCUAAAAAUAGUAGAAUAUUCCAACAAAAUAUUGAAUAGUUUCUUUCACUAUACUCCAUGACCUCAUUCUCUUCAAUGCUAUUUACAGCUUGAUGAUUAAAAUGCUGCUUAUGUGAUAACUGAUUAAUGGGUGUAAGUGGAGGAAUCCCUGUCUAAUUUCUAUGUGUAAUGAUAAAAUACUGUUCAGUUUUUUUUAAUAGUUUGAAAACUUGGUUUUUAUACCCGUAACCUUACUAAUGAAUGGAAGAAUGUCUGUCUGUUUUGACUUUCUUUCGUUUUGGACAACUGCUCAACCCAUGGAAGUGCUGACGAACGGUUCUUGAGAAACCUUCAAACACUAGUUUUCCCCGUUCAGACACGGUCAUAACAUCUGUCUCAGGUGAUCCAAUAACAAGUGGAAAGAUCAAAGUACAGGAGUGAACAGGGAGUGAACCCACCACAUUUUACAACUUUACUCUCCCGAACCAAGUUUCCUGGUUGAAGUUUAGUUUGACUUUGAACCAACGUUGUGACGCAGAUUAUUUUCUCUCUGAAGAUGAAGGUAGAAAGUGUGUGUGAGCUGAUGUGGAUGUGAACUCAGCAGCAUGGAUCAGUGUGAGGACAGAGAGGAGGGAGCCCCUCCCUCUAAAACCACUCUGUGUGGGGAACAUGAGAGAAAGACCAGAGCUCAGAGCAGAAAGAAGAAGCACAAGCCAGACUCUGCUGGACCUGGACCUGGACCUGGACCUGGAUCCAGCUGUGUGUCCAUGAAGAGCGACCGGUCCAUGGAUCAACCUUUUGAUUUCAGAAAAUCUGUUGGUGGAAGGAUCCAGCAGCAGAGACCAGACUCUCCUGAACCCAGCUGUCUGUCUUUAAAGAGCGACCGGUCUAUAGACUGGUUCAUUGACUUUAAAGGACGACGUCCAUCAGCUGAUCAGAUGAUCCAGCAGCAGAGACCAGACUCUCCUGAACCCAGCUGUCUGUCUUUAAAGAGCGACCGGUCAAAGGACUUUUUCAUUGACUUUAAAGGACGACGUCCAUCAGCUGAUCAGAUGAUCCAGCAGCAGAGACCAGACUCUCCUGAACCCAGCUGUCUGUCUUUAAAGAGCGACCGGUCGAAGGGCAAACUCAUUCACUUUAAAGGACGACGUCCAUCAGCUGAUCAGAUAGUGGACCAGGAGAGCUCAGAGGUUCCCAGUGCUCAGUCUGCCCAGCAGCAUCAAACACAGCUGGACUCCAUAUUUAUGCUGCUGGAGGAGAACAUGGUCACUUUUGUCAAGAACGAGCUGAAGAAGAUUCACAAGCUUCUGAGUCCAGAUUACCCAGAAUGCUCAGGGAGUCAGAGGGAGGAUGAGGAGGUGUUGGACAGUGAGGAUGAAGAGCAGAGGAGGAGCAGAGAGGCGUUUGUGAAGAUCACAGUGAACUUCCUGAGGAGAAUGAAGCAGGAGGAGCUGGCUGACUGUCUGCAGAGCAGACAAGUUGCUGCAGUUUGUCGACGUGAACUCAAAUCUAACCUGAAGAAGAAGUUCCAGUGUGUGUUUGAGGGGAUCGCUAAAGCAGGAAACCCAACCCUUCUGAAGCAGAUCUACACAGAGCUCUACAUCACAGAGGGAGGGACUGGAGAGGUCAAUGAUCAACAUGAGGUCAGACAGAUUGAAACAGCAUCCAGGAAACCAGACAGACCAGAAACAACCAUCAGACAAGAAGACAUCUUUAAAGCCUCACCUGGAAGAGACGGACCAAUCAGAAGAGUGAUGACAAAGGGAGUGGCUGGCAUUGGGAAAACAGUCUUAACACAGAAGUUCACUCUGGACUGGGCUGAAGACAAAGACAACCAGGACAUACAGUUCACAUUUCCAUUCACCUUCAGAGAGCUGAAUGUGCUGAAAGAGAGAAAGUUCAGCUUGGUGGAACUUGUUCAUCACUUCUUUACUGAAACCAAAGAAGCAGGAAUCUGCAGGUUUGAUCAGUUCCAGGUCGUGUUCAUCUUUGACGGUCUGGAUGAGUGUAGACUUCCUCUGGACUUCCACAACACUGAGAUCCUGACUGAUGUUACAGAGUCCACCUCAGUGGACGUGCUGCUGACAAACCUCAUCAGGGGGAAACUGCUUCCCUCUGCUCGCCUCUGGAUAACCACACGACCUGCAGCAGCCAAUCAGAUCCCUCCUCAGUGUGUUGACAUGGUGACAGAGGUCAGAGGGUUCACUGACCCACAGAAGGAGGAGUACUUCAGGAAGAGGUUCAGAGAUGAGGAGCAGGCCAGCAGGAUCAUCUCCCACAUCAAGACAUCACGAAGCCUCAACAUCAUGUGCCACAUCCCAGUCUUCUGCUGGAUCACUGCUACAGUUCUGGAGGAGGUGUUGGAAACCAGAGAGGGAGGAGAGUUGCCCAAGACCCUGACUCAGAUGUACAUCCACUUCCUGGUGGUUCAGUCCAAACUGAAGAACGUCAAGUAUGAUGGACGAUCUGAGACAGAUCCACACUGGAGUCCAGAGACCAGGAAGAUGAUUGAGUCUCUGGGAAAACUGGCUUUUGAGCAGCUGCAGAAAGGAAACCUGAUCUUCUAUGAAUCAGACCUGACAGAGUGUGGCAUCGAUAUCAGAGCAGCCUCAGUGUACUCAGGAGUGUUCACACAGAUCUUUAAAGAGGAGAGAGGCCUGUACCAGGACAAGGUGUUCUGCUUCGUCCAUCUGAGUGUUCAGGAGUUUCUGGCUGCUCUUCAUGUCCAUCUGACCUUCAUCAAGUCUGGACUCAAUCUGAUGUCAGAAGAACAAACCUCCUGGUGGUCUAAACUGUUUAGAAACUAUUCACUGCUCUACCAGAGAGCUGUGGACGAGGCCUUACAGAGUCCAAAUGGACACCUGGACUUGUUCCUCCGCUUCCUCCUGGGUCUUUCACUGCAGACCAAUCAGACUCUCCUACGAGGUCUGAUGUCACAGACAGGAAGUGACUCACAGACCAAUCAGGAAACAGUCCAGUACAUCAAGAAGAAGAUUGAAGAGACUCCCUCUGCAGAGAAAAGCAUCAACCUGUUCCACUGUCUGAAUGAACUGAAUGAUCGUUCUCUAGUGGAGCAGAUCCAACAGUCCCUGAGAUCAGGACGUCUCUCCACAGAUAAACUGUCUCCUGCUCAAUGGUCAGCUCUGGUCUUCAUCUUACUGUCCUCAGAAGAAGAUCUGGACGUGUUUGACCUGAAGAAAUACUCUGCUUCAGAGGAGGCUCUUCUGAAGCUGCUGCCAGUGGUCAAAGCCUCUAACAAAGCUGUUCUGAGUGGCUGUAACCUCUCAGAGAGAAGCUGUGAAGCUCUGGCCUCAGUCCUCAGCUGCCAGUCCUCUAGUCUGAGACACCUGGACCUGAGUAACAACAACCUGCAGGAUUCAGGGUUCAAGAAGCUGUCUGGUGGACUGAAGAGUCCACACUGUGCACUGGAAACUCUCAGUCUGAGUGGCUGUAACCUCUCAAAGAGAAGCUGUGAAGCUCUGGCCUCAGUCCUCAGCUCCCAGUCCUCUAGUCUGAGACACCUGGACCUGAGUAAGAACAACCUGCGGGACUCAGGUGUGAAGGUUUUGUCUGCUGGACUGGAGAGUCCACACUGUGCACUGGAGACUCUCAGGGCGGAGCCUGGUGGAGUCCGAUGGUUGAGACCAGGUCUGAGGAAGUAUUCCUGUGAACUCACAAUCGACACAAACACAGUGAACAGAAGGAUCAAACUGUCUGACAACAACAGGAAGGUGACACGUGUGGAGGAGGAUCAGUCAUAUCCUGAUCAUCCAGGCAGAUUUGACCCGUGGCCUCAGCUGCUGUGUUCAACUGGUCUGACUGGUCGCUGUUACUGGGAGGUCGAGUGGAGAGGAGGGGUUGAAAUAUCAGUGAGUUACAGAGGAAUCAGAAGGAAAGGAAACAGUAGAGACUGUUGGUUUGGAAGGAACAAUCAGUCCUGGAGUCUGAUCUGCUCUGAUGGUGGUUACUCUGUCUGUCACAAUGACAGAGUGACAUCUAUCUCCUCCUCCUCCUCCUCCUCCUCCUCCUCCUCCUCCUCCUCCUCUAACAGAGUAGCAGUGUAUGUGGACUGUCCUGCUGGCUCUCUGUCCUUCUACAGAGUCUCCUCUAACCAACUGAUCCACCUCUACACCUUCAACACCACCUUCACUGAACCUCUGUAUCCUGGGUUUAGGUUCUGGUCUGGUUCCUCAGUGUCUCUGUGUUGAGUGAAGCAGAGAGAGUUUCCUCCUGUCAGAGAAACUCAGUGUUGAACAGAUAGUUCAGUCUCUACACGUCUGUCUCUUUCACUCACUCACCUUUUCAGAUUCAUGAAUUAAAUCACUUUAUUUUUAAACUCUUGUAAAUGAUUCUUGUAAACUUCUUCCUCUUUCUUUAAAGAUGGAAACUAAGAUUAUCACAGGAUAAAACUGUUGUUGAUUUUUACUUUUGUAAGACUUUGAUUUUGUUGUCUUUUCACAAUAAAAGCAUCAGUGUGAGUA
Seriola aureovittata is the source of this 5395-nucleotide messenger RNA. Its product is annotated as NLR family CARD domain-containing protein 3-like. The transcript has 13 exons. The record is from RefSeq and is a predicted model, not a curated record. The coding region runs from base 1520 to 5122 and encodes 1200 amino acids. Lineage: Eukaryota; Metazoa; Chordata; Actinopteri; Carangiformes; Carangidae. Gene Ontology annotation, molecular function: protein binding.